AGCGCGCAGGCUAGAGUACCCGAUUGGCCAAAUGGUGAGCAACCAUGACUUUGUUCAAGACAGCGUUUGGAGUUUUCGGAUUGCAGACGCUGAAUUUUAAUCAAUGACCCCCCUGCAGUGCUGAAUGGCUGCUGUGAGUAUCGGUAUUAUCAUGCUGGUCAGUGCACUGCUGUCGGGGGUAGUCUACCAUCAUGUCUCCCAGCAAGAUACGACCCGCACUGGAGAGAGGCCCAACUUCAUCGUGAUCCUGGCAGAUGACAUGGGCUGGGGAGACCUGGGGGCAAACCAGGCUGGAGAGAAGCCCAGUUACACACCUCAUCUGGACCAGCUGGCACUGGAGGGGAAAAGGUUCACUGAUUUCCACUCCCCUGCCUCCACCUGCUCUCCGUCCAGAGCUUCGCUGCUGACCGGUCGGUACAGCCUGCGUAACGGGGUCACUCAUAACUUUGCGGUGCAGUCCGUUAGCGGUCUGCCUCUGAAUGAGUCCACGUUUGCUGAACUUCUGCAGGACGCUGGCUACUUCACAGCCAUGAUUGGAAAAUGGCAUCUUGGGCACAACGGUCCUUAUCAUCCUGUUAAUAGAGGAUUUGACUACUACCUAGGAAUUCCUUACAGCAAUGACAUGGGCUGUACUGACACGCCUGGUUUCGACCUUCCUGCCUGUCCUCCAUGUCAAGGAGGCUCCCAACAGAGCAGCGAGAGAGGCCGUGGAUGUUACACAGACGUGGCGCUGCCUCUCUAUGAGAACCAGAGUAUCAUAGAGCAGCCGCUGGACUUGUGGAGCCUGACUGAAAAGUACACCUCUGCCGCAGUCAGGAUCCUCCACAGUGCAAGGGAGAGGAAGCAGCCAUUCCUGUUGUAUGUGGCACUCGCUCACAUGCACGUGCCACUGGCUCACGGAGGGGUGGCCGAGGGGGAAGGAGUGUACGCAGCCACCCUCCGGGAGAUGGACUGCCUGGUGGGUGCAAUCAAGGCCACAUCGGAUCUCCUUGACAAGGGAAACAGUCUCAUACUGUUCACUGGAGAUAAUGGUCCUUGGGAGCAGAAGUGUCAGUUUGCCGGGAGUGUUGGGCCUUUUCUGGGGAAGUGGCAGACAAGCCGAGGCGGAGGCUCGGCCAAAAGAACAACAUGGGAGGGGGGCCAUCGUGAACCCACGGUGGCCUACUGGCCUGGAAAGAUUCCAGCCAACACUACAAGUGGUGCCCUGCUGAGUGGUCUGGACAUUUUCCCCACCCUCCUUUCACUCGCUGGUGUAGAUCCACCAAAAGACAGGAAAAUUGACGGCAUCGAUAUGACGGACAUUCUGCUGGGAAAGACAGACACAGGUCGAAAGAAUCUCCUUCACCCAAAUAGUGGUGCUGCAGGUAUCUAUGGGGACCUGCAAACAGUUCGUGUGGGCUCUCACAAAGCCUUCUAUCUGACAGGUGCUGCUACAGCUUGUGGUGGAGGCGGUGGUCAGGCACAGCUUCAUGACCCGCCGCUCAUCUUCGACCUGUCCCGUGACCCGGAGGAGCGCUCCCCUUUGGACCCGCGGAGUGAGGAGUACCAGGCGGCCCUGCAGGCCGUGCAGAGGGAGAGGGAGGCGCUGCUGUGGGACAUCGCCAACGAUAACGUCUCCGCCGCCGACUACGCCACGAAGCUGGCAGCCGAACCCUGCUGCAAUCAUGCGUUACCGGCCUGCCGAUGCAAGCCGCUUGCGCUCAGCUGAGAGGCUCAAUGUGCAGGACUGUUCAAACACAAAUUCAAACUGGAUUUGUACUGCACUGGUGUUCGUCUCAAAGAGUGUGUCCCAGCUUAUGGAGGGCGUAAUGUUGAGGGGAAUGUAAAGUGGCAAGGGAACAAGUCUUUUGUUGUUUUUUGUUUGUCAUUUUUGUUACAUUUCAUUCCAUAUUUUCUUUGUUUAUGCUGAAAUCAUAUGGAGCCCCCUUCAGGUGAUUUUUUGCAAUGAGCUCUUUUCAUGUUCCCUCAUAAUACUUUGCUUUGCAUAAUACAUUACUUUGCAAUAUGUUUGCUUUAAGUAAGCUCUUUAUUUGUCAUUGUAACAAGUACAACGAAAUUGACCUCUCAAUACUUUUGUAUUGAGCCCCCCUAAGGGUCAUGGUAGUGAUUGUCUGAGCUGCUUUUGUGUUCUCUCACAGUAUACACACUACAAGUAUUACCUUGCAGUAUUUUCACGAAGUAAUGCAAAAACAUUGGCAAGGGAAUGCAAAACAACUGACGAGGUAGAGCAGUAACAUACAAAAAAAUGUCUUCAUCAUCAGUUUGUGGGGAUACUGUACUUUACCAUUAGCAAAAAACAACAACAACAUAUAUUCUCUAUGCAAGAUUAUGAAAAAGGACUGCAAAAGUAUUGUGAAGAAUUGUAAGUGAUGCCAAAUGCUAAGAAACUCAAAAGCAGCUGAAAAUCGUCACCACCAUGACCCUGAGUAGGCUCCACAGUUUGUAUCCUCUUAAUGUUUUCUACUUGUAUAGAAAAAGUAUAAAUAUUGUCAAUAUUAAAUAAAUGAUAACAUGUUAUAAUGUA
Molecule: messenger RNA, 2524 nt
Organism: Sardina pilchardus (European sardine)
Lineage: Eukaryota; Metazoa; Chordata; Actinopteri; Clupeiformes; Clupeidae
Gene: arsg
Product: arylsulfatase G
Exons: 12
Coding region: 125-1708 (527 amino acids)
Molecular function (GO): arylsulfatase activity
Source: RefSeq, a predicted model, not a curated record